CUGCGCUCCCCCCCCCCCGGCUGGACUGGAGCGGUGGUGGCUGCGAUGCUGCCGAGCGGAGUGAAGAUGGCGGCGGCCGAGGGCGGCUCGGGCUCCCGGUGCCCGCUGCUCUGAGGGGGGUUGGGCAGCGCGGCUGCGGAGCAGGGGGACGGGCCCCGGCUCCCGCCUUUCCCCGGGCCCUGCAGGGAGCGAGGCGGCGGCGGGGAGCUGUGGAGUGGAAUGCCAUGGCCAGUUCCUCGGACAGUGAAGAUGACAGUUUCAUGGCUGUGGACCCAGAAGAAGCAGUGGUGGAAGGACCAAUGGAGCAAGACGAGGAGCCACGUGCUGAUCUGGAGGUUGAGGAGACCAGGCAUAACCGAUCGAUGUUGGAGCUGCCAGAAGAGGUUUUAGAAUACAUCCUGUCCUUCCUCUCACCAUACCAGGAGCACAAAACCGCUGCCCUUGUCUGCAAACAGUGGUAUCGCCUCAUCAAAGGUGUGGCACAUCAGUGUUAUCACGGCUUUAUCAAGGCGGUCCAAGAAGGAAAUAUUCAAUGGGAGAGUCGCACGUAUCCCUAUCCUGGAACCCCAAUCACACAGCGCUUCUCACACAGUGCAUGUUACUAUGAUGCUAAUCAGUCAAUGUAUGUGUUUGGUGGCUGCACCCAGAGCAGUUGCAAUGCUGCAUUCAAUGACCUCUGGAGACUUGACCUCAAUAGCAAAGAGUGGAUCCGGCCUCUGGCAUCAGGUUCUUAUCCGUCACCUAAGGCUGGGGCUACUUUAGUGGUGUAUAAGGACUUGCUUGUGCUGUUUGGUGGGUGGACGCGGCCAAGCCCCUACCCUCUGCACCAGCCGGAGAGGUUCUUUGAUGAAAUACAUACCUACUCGCCUUCCAAAAAUUGGUGGAACUGCAUAGUGACAACGCACGGCCCCCCUCCCAUGGCAGGCCAUUCCUCUUGUGUAAUAGACGACAAAAUGAUUGUCUUCGGAGGUUCCCUAGGAUCGCGGCAAAUGAGUAAUGACGUCUGGGUUCUGGAUCUCGAGCAGUGGGCUUGGUCCAAGCCAAACAUCUCUGGGCCUACCCCUCACCCACGUGGCGGCCAAUCUCAGAUCAUAAUAGAUGAUGAAACCAUUUUAAUCCUUGGUGGUUGUGGCGGCCCAAAUGCACUGUUUAAGGAUGCCUGGCUACUGCACAUGCGCACCAACCCCUGGACCUGGCAGCCAUUGAGAGUGGAAAACGAAGAUCAUGGAGCCCCUGAACUAUGGUGUCAUCCCGCGUGCAGGGUGGGACAGUGUGUGGUGGUCUUCAGCCAGGCUCCCAGCGGGAGAGCUCCACUUAGCCCCAGCUUGAACUCUCGCCCGUCUCCUAUCAGUGCCACGCCGCCAGCCCUGGUUCCUGAAACACGGGAAUACCGCUCUCAGUCUCCAGUCAGGAACGCCGAUGAAGCUCCUUGUGUGAAUGGCCGCUGGGGCACCCUGAGACCCAGAGCACAAAGACAGACCCCAUCAGGCUCCCGGGAAGGGAGCCUGUCCCCAUCCAGAGGAGAUGGGUCACCUGUACUGAACGGUGGGAGUUUAUCCCCUGGAGCCGCAGCAGUGGGGGGUGCCUCGUUGGACAGUCCUGUACAGGCCAUAUCGCCCAGCACGCCUUCUGCUGCUGAAGGAUAUGACCUGAAAGUUGGACUUUCCCCGGCGCCGAGACGAGGAUCGCUACCAGAUCAGAAAGAUCUACGCUUAGGGUCUGUCGAUUUGAAUUGGGAUCAGAAACCAGGUUCUGUUAGCUGUCAAAUGGAUGCUGUGGACAAUAGGACAGUUGGUGGAAGCAUGAGAAAUCCCCCAGAGCAGACAAAUGGAAUCCAUACCCCACCUCAUGUCACUAGUUCCCUUCCAGGGGCGGUGUCGCCAGGUGCACUCCGAAGAAGCCUGGAGGCUGUCAAGGCCCUGUCUUCCAAAGGUGCAUCUGGUUCAGCAGCAUUAAGUCCUCCUUUGGUGUCUUCACCAGGAUCCCCGGGUAGCCAGAGCGGGAGCAGUGCCGAGGUGGCACCAGCACCACGCCCAGGCUCUGCCCAAGGGGACGGCCACUCCUUACCUCCGAUCGCUCGUCGCUUGGGCCACCAUCCACCGCAGUCUCUGAAUGUCGGCAAGCCUUUGUAUCAAAGCAUGAACUGCAAACCCAUGCAGAUGUAUGUGCUGGACAUUAAAGACACCAAGGAGAAAGGGCAAGUCAAAUGGAAAGUGUUUAACAGCAGUUCCGUGGUGGGGCCACCAGAGACCAGCCUACACACCGUAGUGCAAGGCAGGGGGGAACUGAUCAUAUUCGGUGGCCUAAUGGACAAGAAACAGAACGUGAAGUACUAUCCCAAAACAAAUGCCUUGUACUUUGUGCGAGCAAAAAGAUAAUGUGGCAAAAGCUGUUCGACCCCUUCCCUUCCUGCCCCACCCCCUUUCCAUGGCUUUCUUUUUUUAACCCUUCCUCUGUCACGCAGGCAUUUAAACUGUGAACUAGGGAACGACAAACCAAUAAAAUCCAAACCCAAUUUCA
Molecule: messenger RNA, 2520 nt
Organism: Trachemys scripta elegans
Lineage: Eukaryota; Metazoa; Chordata; Testudines; Emydidae
Gene: FBXO42
Product: F-box protein 42
Exons: 10
Coding region: 225-2378 (717 amino acids)
Molecular function (GO): protein binding
Source: RefSeq, a predicted model, not a curated record